AAAAAUGGGAUUUGGAAAGGCGGGAAAGUUGAAAUGCCCGAUGGAUACUACAAAAUUGGAGAAAGGAUACUUAAUCAGUUCAAAAAGUAUCCAGAUUUCGUUGGACAGAUCGAUGGAAUUACAGGAAUAAAAGACACUUAUGCAGAUAUGGGCGAUAGAAGUAUAAGGUGCGCAUUGUGGCUCAAAGAACAAGGAGUCUCUCCUGGAGAUGUCGUUGGUAUUUGUUCAAAAAACCAUUUGGACACUUGCAUACCUGUGUAUGCUUCUUUUUACAUCGGAGCCAUCAUCAACCCUUGGUGGGACACUUGCAUAGACGAGGAACUCGUGAAGAAUUUGAUCGAAACAACCCAGCCAAAAGUUUUAUUCAUCGACGAAAACCAUGCAGAAAUAAUAACUAGAACAAUAACCAAGAUGGAAUAUUCGUUACUAAUAGUAGUUUUUGGAAUAAAAAAUGGUUAUUCAUCUUUCGAGGAUGUACUAAAAACGCAAAGUAAUGAAGAUGUAGAGAAAUUUGAAUGUACGAGAGUGGAACCGAAAGAUCCAGUCUUUUUAAUUUACACUUCUGGAACGUCAGGUUUUCCAAAAGGGGUCUUGCACUCUUAUCAUUCUGUCGCUCAUAUGUUCAGAUAUUACCCGGAUGAUGGCACACCGUCGAUAGAUCUAUAUUUUUUUAGACUCUGCUGGAUAUCUGGGACUAGGAUGGUAUUAAGGUCGAUAAUAUUUAAAGCUACCAUGAUUGUUUGCGAUAAUUUGGCAGAAGAAGAUGCUUGUAAAAUCAUCGAGAAGUAUAAGGUCACUCGACUAUGGUUGGGAACACCAAUACUAAACAGAUUCACCAAAAUAAAAGAUAUAGAAAAGUUCGAUCUAUCGUCGGUUAAACUGUUAUCUUAUGGCGGUGCGGCGGCUAAUGGACAAAUUAUAAAAAUGUUACCAAGUUUGUUCAAGAAUGCGGAUAUUUCUUCUCGUUACGGUUCUACCGAAUGUGGUACCGCGAUAAUUGGGUCAACAAGAUUUGAUAAAUCUGACUCUUGCGGAAAAGUAUUUUUCAAUGUACAAAUCAAAGUUAUCGAUCCAGAUACCAAUAAAAUUUUGGGUCCAAAUAAAAAAGGGGAACUCUGCGUCCUAAGUCCGAAAUUAAUGAUUAGCUACUGGAAGAAUCCAGCGAAAACUGAAGAAAUUGUCGAUUCAGAUGUCAUACCGAGAAUUGUCGAAAACGUAAUAGAAAUGUGUCCAGGAGUCGCAGAAGUAGCCGUCGUUGCUAAGCCAAGCUUUGAACAUCACGAAGUUCCAAUGGCUUUUAUUACGGACAAGGAAAUUAUUGAAUUUCUAGAAAAGAAUCUAUCAAACGAAGUUAAACUUUUAGGCGGUGUUUGUUUCUUGGACAAAAUGCCAUACACACCUUCGAAAAAAAUCGCUAAGCAUCGACUUUACACCAUGGCGAAAACUAUUUGUUAG
Molecule: messenger RNA, 1455 nt
Organism: Cotesia congregata
Lineage: Eukaryota; Metazoa; Arthropoda; Insecta; Hymenoptera; Braconidae
Source: the annotation of a GenBank genome assembly